AUGCCUGAGGUCCAAGAUGACAACGCCGAUGCUGACAAGUUCUUGAACAAGUUUGCUGUUCUCACGGUGGAGGAACCUGAGGAUAUCCCAGAGACUCAAUCGGCGCCCGCAGCAUCGAAGAAGGUUGUCAAGGUCACGGUUGUGGAGGAGGAAAAUGAGGCAGCCGACUCCUACCUUGGUCACUUGUUCUUCAAGACCUUGUGUCUACUGCAAGACUUGGACAACAUACGGAAAUUUAUUUCCAUCACUUGGUUGGAGUACCGGGAUAAGAAAAUCGACCUUAUGAACGCCGCUGUCGUGACGGACAGUGCCUUGCAACUUGCCCGAGAUAUGGUGAAGGAGGUAGAGGCUGACUGGCUCUCUACUCGCACACCGGCAAGAAAUGAUGUUCAGACACUUGUUUACAAUCUCGCCGUCAUGAGCCGGGGCACCUCCGCAGCUCCAUCCACGGAGGUUGGCCUGCCAUACAACAAGAACAUGGCUGAUGUAGCCGAUUGGUGCUAUGUGCCUACCAAGGUUCUGCUUGACGCCUUUGCCAAUGUCCUCCACGACAAUCAUCAACCAGUCUUCAAAAAGGGCUAUUUCGGUACCUAUAACCCAAAGGCGAACAGGGAGCGCAUGUCCGUGGGCCAAAAGUUCAACGAAGAUAAGAUAAUCCUUCUUUCGAUUUUGCCCGAGUUCUGCAUGUUUGACACUUUCAAAUUCAGGACGCCUACCUUGGACGCUAUCACGCAAGGUCUUGUUGAAUUUUCCAAGAACAGAAAAGUUACUCUAUGGCUAUGCUUUGCCUCCCAGAUUUUCCUCGACAUCCAUCACAUCAUGCGACACAGUACCCUGGGUGCAUUUGGAGACCUUCGGAUGUCGGGACUGCGCAUCCAGAAGGUCAUUGAUGACUACCUGAAGCUGUCCAAAACACACCCCCAGCCCAAGUUUUGGGCAAAGGAGGGCGACGAGGAGAUUCAAGGUAUUAGUUCUACCGUAGACUCCUGGAUUAUACAAGACGCGUUCCUCAAUCUUCGGGUCCUGUCUGGACUCGACAAAACCGGAUCACCGCCUGAGAAGCAUGCGCUUUUAUCGCAGCACUCUAUCCUCUGCGGACUGAUAUUAUUCCACCUCAAUAUUAGAAUGCAGCGUGUGGGCCAGCAGCUUGUCACCCAAUGGUAUGACGUCCAACAGCUGGCUUUCUUGCACAAUCUCGUUAUCAAUUAUGCUACGCACAAGGAUGUGAGAUGGCCCGAUAUGGAUGCUUUCAUCAAGAUUCAUGGCGAGUCUCAUAUCUUCAUUGGUUCACGGCCCCAGAACGCCGGUGAAUCGCUAAACAGGCUUGAACUGGCCACAGGCAUCUCAUCUGCUGCCAAUUUUGCGCGCGAUUCCCGGAGUAAACCCUUUCAUAAACCGGAUGGCAAGAAUCCACGCUUGCUCAAGCCUACCACUGCAGUUGCGAACUUGUUCUCCCCAAAGUAUGUCGAGGGUCUCGCGGAAGAUGCCGGGAUCGCCAACAUUGACCGGAUCCUGGACGAGCUCUCACAAAAAUCCAAGCUUGAAUCCUCGUCCUGCAAGGAGCCCAUCAGAGCUAAUGCGGAGCUCUCGAUUACCCAAAAGUGGUCGAAUAACCGCAACAUUGACACACUCCACCUUUUGGCCUUCCUGAAGACCAAGCUUUACGAAGAGGAGCCUGUCAUCUUGUACAACUACUUCGGCAUGCACAAACGUUCCAUCGAGCUACUGCGAUUGAUCCGAGAGAAAGAGCAUCACAAAUUUGUUCAAUAUUUUACAGCUGGGUACAUGCCUGAUGAGUCCUUCAUCUCCAACAUUGUCCUUCUCAUCCACCAUGUCGCGCGAGGCUCGGCACAAAACGCACGUUCAAUGGGGCUCGGAUCAGGGGACGUGGAGUUAGUGAGUCGUAUUGUUAUGAGCUCUGGCGACGUCAUGCGUGAAUACCUGAAGAAAAAUGGUGAUGUGGCAUGCAAAGAGCUGAGGGUAUUUUGUAAGAACAAAAAGCCGAUUCAAGAUGAGGUUGCUGAUGAUGCGGGCGAAUCGGACGGGCUGGUGACGUCUUGGCUGCAUCUUGAGGAUGUUUUGGGUCCGAAGGGCGUGGCCUCGCUUAUGACCGGGAUCCCGAUGGCCUAG
This is a messenger RNA of Aspergillus luchuensis, 2130 nucleotides long. RefSeq lists its product as uncharacterized. The transcript has a single exon. The record is from RefSeq and is a predicted model, not a curated record. Bases 1 to 2130 code for a protein of 709 amino acids. Lineage: Eukaryota; Fungi; Ascomycota; Eurotiomycetes; Eurotiales; Aspergillaceae.